AUGCCAUCGCGAUUCCCCCACGGCGGCGAGGACGCCCCGCUGCUCGCCGGCGACUCCCGCGGCCGCGGCGGCAAUGCCAAGAAAUCGGAUUCGGGCGCCGACAGGCUCCUGAGCCGUGGCGUGACCGCGCUCGCCGCGCUGCUGCUUAUCGGCCUGUGCGUGAUGCUCGGCGUGCAUCUCAUGGGCUCGUACCACUCCGCUGAUAGCGACCUGUCGAACAAGGACAGGUCCUGGAUCGAGACCCUCGACGACGGCACCAAGAUCCUGCACGGCGCGGACGGCAAGCUCUCCAUCGUGUCCGGCGAUGCCGGCAAGAAGUCCAGCAAGCACCACAAGAAGAAGAAGGGGACCGACGACAUCCUCGACCUCCUCCACAACGAGAACGCCAAGGGCUCCAUCGAGGGCGAGAUCGACCCGAACAAGGACAUCGCGUCGCAGCAGAACGACAUCCUUCUCAACAAGGAGAAGGAGAUGAUGGACCAGCUCACCGCGAUGGCCAAGGGCAAAGGUGGCCCCGACGCCAAAGGGUCCUCGAAGAAGCCCUCGGUGAACCCCGCGGAGGCUGCCGAGAAGAUGCUCGCGGGCGGUAACGCCCCCACGACCUCCACGUUCGACCCGCGCGCCGCGCUCAGGCACCACGAGGAGGCCCUGGAGCACCUCUCCACGAAGGACAAGAAGGCCAACGAAAAUCUCAAGCUCACCGACCAGGAAAAGUCGGAGCUCGAGCAGCUCGAGGAGCUCACGCGCAAGCCCCCGCCGGGCCCGCCCGCGUACGUCACCCCCGAAGAACAGCUCCUCCACAAGGCGGCGAUGAAGGCGAAGAAGCACGACGAGAAGGGCGCCGAGGAUUGGUACAACCAGCUCGACGAUUCCGUGGACGUCUUCGAGGUUCGAAACCAGGCGCUGAUCGAGUUGGAGGAGGCAUCGCAUAAGAAGGACGACAAGAAGGGCGCCGAGGGUGUCGAAUCGACCAAGGCGAGCGCCAAGCACGCGGCGAAGGCGAGCGCCAAGGCGAAGGCGACUAAGCCCUCGGCCGAGCCCAUCGCUUCGACUGAGCUCGAGCCCGUCGCUUCGACUGAGCCCGAGCCCGUCGCUUCGACUGAGCCCGAGCCCGUCGCUGAUAAGGAAGGUGAGGUGGCCAAGACGGGCGAGGAUGAGCUCGAGGCUGAUGUCGAGCUCGCCGACACCGAACCCGAGCCGGAACCCGAGCCCGAACCCGUCGAGCCCUUCGGCGCUCAUGAUUCCGAGGCGAAGAACGAUGACGAGGACGGCCCCGACCCGGCCGAGCCCAUCGAGCCCUUCGGAGCUCACGACUCGAAGGUUGAGGCGGAGCCCGAGGCUGACGACGACGACGAGCCCGUCGAGCCCGUCGAGCCCUUCGGACACGACGACGAGAAGGACGCGGAACCCGUCGAGGAGAAGCCCGACGCCGUCGAGGAGGAAGCCGAAGCCGCCGAGAAGGAGGAGGAGCCCGAGCCAGUGGCGGCGAAGGCAGAGGAUCCCGAGCCCGCGGCGAACGCCGAGAAGGAGGAGGAGCCCGAGCCCGUGGCGGCAAAGGAGGAGGAGCCCGAGCCCGCGGCGGCCGCCGAGAAGGAGGAGGAGCCCGAGCCCGCGGCUGCCGCCGACCCCACCUCCGCGGCUCCCGCUUCGGACGCCGGAGACAAGCACCCCACCCCGGAGCAGAUCAAAUGGUGGAAGGACCACCACCCCAACGGCGCCGCGCUCGGCCACCGCACCCGCAACCGCCGCCCGGUGAGUCGCCGCCCCCGCCACGAGGCCGAGGCCGCGCUCGGGGUCGCCCCGAGCAACCCCAAGGCGUCGUCCGUUCCCGCCUCGAGGUGGUCCGGCGUCGACCUCGCGCAGCACUUGUCGUGCUCCGACUCGCUCGCGGACCCCGCGACUGGUAAAACCUUCGACGUCGCGACGGAAUUUUACAUGUCCGACGAGACCACCCUGGGUCCCAACGGCGAGGCGAUCAAGCUCGGCCCGAGGGCCAGGGCCGUCCGCGACACCACCUUCGUCUCCGCUUUCCUCCGCGUGGACGGUCCUGGGGCGCCGGACCCGACGCGGUACCUCACCGGGGUGCGACACGCGGCGUGCAACGCGGGCCGAGCUCGGCUCAACUCGGUCUUCUUCGCCGAUUCCCCGGAGAUGUGCGCGCACGUGCGAAGGCUGUACGACAACGGUCGCGCGCUCUCCAACGAGCUCGCGCCGCCCGUCCCGAGGCUCGGGUCCGGCAAGUUCCGGUGCCAGGUGAAGGCUGUCAAGAACCUCCCGCUCAAGCCCGCGACGGGCUUACGGCCCGAGGCUGUCAUCGGCGGCUGCGCCAACUCGGCCAACGCGUUCGUGUGGUACAACAAGGUCAACUUCAUGGUGGACGCCGCGGAGAUGUGCGAGUCGGACCCAGACGCCGAGAAGACGAGUCAGUUCGCGUGGUUCGACGGGGACGUCGCGGGACCCGGCGCGCUCAAGGCGCUCCUGGCGCACCCGCUCGACCCCGCCGCGCUCGUCGCGGGAGCCAAGGACGAGAAGGUGCACUUCACGUGCCACCCCAGGGCGGUCCGCGAGGCCCAGGCGGUGGAGCCGUGCCGCGCCGGAGAGACGAUGGUGAUGCCACGCGUCUUCUCGGGCACCCCCCAGGCUUUGCGCGGGUUCAAGCGAAGGUGGGACGCCUACAUGCACAGGUACGUUCCGCUGUCCACGCACACCGCCGCCGAGCUCGGGCAGUGGCGAAUGGCUCGCGGCUUCUUCGCCGAUUACAAGAACCCCCCGAACGCGGCGCGAGGCGCGGGUCUGAAACCCGUCGAGGCGGCCAUCGCGGUGAACACCAGGAGCGGCGGGUGGACGUGCCCGUGCCCCAGCGAGGAGUACGUCAUGAACAGGCUGCUCAAUGACGAGAUGUUCCCGGAGGAGAAACAGUUCAGCGGGGGAAAGAUUGCCAUGUUAGUGACGCAGGAGGAGAAGGCCAGGGAAGAGGAGAAGGCGCAGUUGACGGCGAAGGGCGGGGACGCGGUGGCGGGGAUGGGCGGGCCGCGUAGGCCCGCCGCGCAGGCCGGGGUUGGGACCGCUUCGUCGUUUUCGCUUCGUCGCGGCUUGGGGUUGCUCGAAGACGGACUCAACGCGGCGGCGCUCGGGGCGGAGGCUAUCGAGUCUGACGUCCCGGGGAAGCAGUUCAUCGACGCGUCACCGGACGGGACGGACGGGUCGUGCGCGCGCUCGGAGGAUGGGACCCCGUCGGGGUUCGCCGAGCUGCCCAGCAUGGGUCUCAUAUCCUGGAGGUUCAACUAA
Messenger RNA from Micromonas commoda, 3288 nucleotides. RefSeq lists its product with no specific name. Lineage: Eukaryota; Viridiplantae; Chlorophyta; Mamiellophyceae; Mamiellales; Mamiellaceae. The record is from RefSeq and is a predicted model, not a curated record. The transcript has a single exon. Bases 1 to 3288 code for a protein of 1095 amino acids.